Messenger RNA from Diprion similis, 2925 nucleotides. It is a transcript of the gene Inx7, whose product is annotated as innexin inx7-like. The transcript is spliced from 6 exons. Gene Ontology annotation, molecular function: gap junction channel activity. The coding region runs from base 309 to 1559 and encodes 416 amino acids. Gene Ontology annotation, cellular component: gap junction; plasma membrane. Gene Ontology annotation, biological process: phototransduction. NCBI's taxonomy places the organism in Eukaryota, Metazoa, Arthropoda, Insecta, Hymenoptera, Diprionidae. The record is from RefSeq and is a predicted model, not a curated record.
GGUGUUCUAAAAACAGUGAGUGUCGGUGGGAGUGUAGGUUAAAGAGAUAAGGCAAAUAAAAUUUUCUUGCUUCAGUUUGAGUCCAAUCAGUAAGUUGAGACGUCCUCGUCUACCUACCUUUCAGUUGUUUAUUCAAGUGUUUGACUCUCCGACGUCACGUCGGUAGACACGGGAAGACGUGUGACUUUCGGGAUAAGAUAACAGGACUAAGGAAACAAUCGCAGGACUUUGUGGUGAACCGACGAGCUGUGAACAUUGCAUUUUAGGCCGCACGGAUUUUUCGCAGCAGCCCAUCUAUCGCCUCAACCAUGGCUACCGUUCUGGCGACGUUUUCCGUCUUGAAAGACCAUGUGAAACUCAAAGUCUCACAGGAUGCCGUGUCUAUCGACAAUUUCGUCUUCAAGUUACACUACCGGGCAACGUUUUUGGCACUACUAACAGCAUCGUUGCUGGUGUGUUCAAGGCAAUUUAUCGGGGAACAUAUAAGAUGCAUUGCUGACCUGGCGAUACCUCCACAUGUUAUAGACACCUACUGCUUUUUCACGUCGACUUUCACGGUGGUAAAACACAUGGACUUGGAUUCUGUGAAUGCGGGAAAUUUACCACAUCCUGGAGUUGGUCCCGCCACCGAUGAAGAUCCAAUCGUACGUCAUGCGUACUACCAAUGGGUUCCAUUUGUCCUUUUUUUCCAAGCGAUCUUAUUUUACCUACCGCAUUACAUUUGGAGAUCGAAAGAAGGUGGGAGAUUGAAGGCCCUCGUAGCUGGACUUCAGUUGACUUCUUUGUCUCUUCGAGACGAACCGAUAACGGUCAACGAUACUCUGACCAUUCCCUCGCGUCUCGACACCGAGCAAAAGCUGCAGACUAUCAGAACUGCAUUUCUGAAUCGACUCCACGUGAACCGGCCCUGGGCUUACUACCUGGGGAUGUGCGAGGUCCUCAACUUCAUCAACGUCCUCGCGCAGAUUUACGUCACGGACGUAUUUCUCGGCGGUGCAUUUCUGGGUCUUGGACAGGGUGUCUCCGAAGACAAAUUUGACGACGAAAUCGACGUGCUGGACUUAGUCUUUCCGAAGGUGACAAAGUGCACUUUUCGCAAAUUCGGUCCAUCCGGAACGCUCCAGAAGCACGACGCGCUCUGCGUUAUGGCGUUAAAUGUUGUCAACGAGAAAAUAUAUACAUUCUUAUGGUUCUGGCUGAUUAUCCUGGCGAUAAUCACCGGUAUAGGACUUCUGUGGAGGAUUCUAACCAUGCUACUGCACGCGAGGAGCAAGAAGUUCAACCAAAUCGUAUUCACGUUGGCCUGUCCUGGGCGAAACAAUCCCUGGAACGUGCUCACGGUCACUCGUGAGUACAACUUCAGCGACUGGAUCUUCCUCUACUAUAUUGCGAAAAAUAUUGACAACCACGUGUUCAAGGGGCUUUUUGAAAAGCUGGCCGAAGAUCUUCAGGAACGACGGAGCGAGGGGUACGGCAAACCCCUGCCGCCUAUCCCGGAGGAGGACAAGGAAGAGGGGCAGCUACUGCCCACUUACGAGUACCAGCGGAAACAGGCUUAAGCCAAACAUCUCCGAGGUGAAAGGCAUUCCGCUAGAUGGUUAAGCCUGGUUUAUACUUCGGAAAAUAAAUGACGCGAGAUUUCGACGUAGUUAUCGAUCAUCUGAUCGCUCCUGUUUCGAACCGGUUCAGAUCUGAUACGGUAUUCUAUAAACGACCCAAAGUGUACCAUAAGCAAUCAAGAUAUCUUGCUCAUUAGUCGAUAUCGCUUUUUUUCUCAUCGUUUUCAGCGCGGAUUCUUCUCAGCUAUAUGUUUGCGUGGCUCUCUCUCUGCUUGUACGUCUUGUUCUUUCUUAUUCUCUCGUUGUAUGUGUGUAUGUUCAUUACAAGCGGGUUUGCUGGCACAGCGAUUUUUUUCAUUCCCAUAUCGGCAGCAUUCUAUUAUUCACAUAUCGUGUAUCACAUUAUCGCUUGAAUUUUUUUAUCCGGGAGAUGACGAUAUGGGUUAUAGUAGGCGUUUUUUCCGGUACAAAAGUUCAGCCAUUGGUGCGAUAAACCUUUGAAUAUAUAAUAGUUUGAAAUAGUGCAACGCAGCAGCAAAAUUCCACCUCAUUUAGUGACGCGAAUCGUUUCAAGGUUGAGAACCUCUUGUUCCGGUAAAACCCGUUUUAAAACUGAAAGCGCCAUCGGCGGUCAAGUGGCGGAAUGAUGAAGUGAAAUCUUCUCAGGGUUCCGCUAGGGUGGGACACCCUUCGGUACCCCAAUCGACUCAAAAUAAUACCAUUCGCAUUUGUUAAUUACAAAAAAUUAGUACGAUUGCGUCUAAACGUCAAGAACGGGUUCUUUCAAAGUGUGACGAUAUUUCUCGUUGAAACUGUUUUACUGCUCACCAUAUUUAAAAUCAACUAUAUUACAUUGGUAUAAUCAGGUGAAGUUAGAAGAAAAUUUUGGAAGAACACACUAGGUGUUCUACUACUAUUAAUUCGGUGUUCCGUAUAAUGCAUUCUGUACUUUCUUCACUAUGAUUAGAGAUGGUACUUAAAUGCUACCAGUGUUCUUGAAUCCGGUGCCAUUGACAUUCUAGGAGCAUACUCCUGGUAAAUUCUAAAGAAAUAUCAGGACUACGUGUCCGGUCUAAACUUUACUAAAAGCAUUUGAUAAAUUUUCUACCUCCAGCAAUAAUUCAAACCAGUAGAAAGGCUUUCUCGGUCGGGAAAGAGAUAAUAGUCGUACGUAUAACCAGAAACCAUCCCAGCUUAAACGAAGAAGAAGAAGGUUAAGAGAAGGAAUACUUCAAAUCUCUAGACUCUCACAAAUCCUGACUUUAAGCUGACUAUACUUCGAAAGACUGUAGGUGGAUCCAAACUGGCUGUGUACGUGCAAAAUGAAGCUACCAUAUCGAACAGGUCAUUUGAGGAAAGUUAGUUC